AUGAAAUCUUUGAGCGGUGUUGGAUUGGCUAUGAGUGUGGUUUUUGGGUUCCUUUUAAUGGCGCUUCUCGCAGAGCUUUACUAUCUGCUAUGGUGGAAGAGGAGGAUCGCAAACGCCAGAAUUGAAGACGGCGCCGCCAAAGAAUUCUUCUUCAUGUUCUGCGGGAAAAACCCGCCGCCGCCGCCGCCGUCUUCUUUAACCAUGAAGCCGCCGCCGCUAGAAGUUUCCAGACCACCAGACAACCUAGUACGCCACGAACCGCAACCUCGUACCGACGACACCGAAGAAGAAGAAGAAGAAGAAGAAGAAAGGAGCAUGGAGGCCGAGCUUAUGAUGCUUUCCGGCCCGGCCCGGUUUCUCUGCACAAUCAAGGAAGAAACAAUGGAGGAUUUGGAAUCAGACGACGGCAAGGGGAGAAUAAUGGAGACUCCGUUCUUAACCCCCAUUGCUUCGCCGCCGUACUUCACGCCGCCAUUAACGCCGGUCAACCAUUUCUUGCCCGCAAAAGAAGAAAUCUCUGUCCCUGUGGACCCUCACACUCCGGCCCGACAAGAAGAAGGGGAUUCCCCGCGGCCAUCUUUUAAGUUCUUGAGAGAUGCAGAAGAGAAAGCGCAGAAUCAUCAGAGCAGAAAGGAGAACGAAGAAGCUUCUUCUUGUUGUUCGGAAGAGGAGCUUCCUUAUAAAGAUGAUUCGUUUAUUACGCUGGUGUUUCCGAGGAGCCGAGAAGGGGAAUUUGUUUCGGAGUUUUCUUCUUCUUCUUCUUCAGUCUCAAGCUCUUCUCAGGUACUUCCACUUUCUUCUUCCCCUUCAAGCUUCGUAUCACCGCCCACCAAAUAG
This is a messenger RNA of Ipomoea nil (Japanese morning glory), 837 nucleotides long. RefSeq lists its product as uncharacterized. Lineage: Eukaryota; Viridiplantae; Streptophyta; Magnoliopsida; Solanales; Convolvulaceae. The transcript has a single exon. Bases 1 to 837 code for a protein of 278 amino acids. The record is from RefSeq and is a predicted model, not a curated record.